Molecule: messenger RNA, 1554 nt
Organism: Micropterus salmoides (largemouth bass)
Lineage: Eukaryota; Metazoa; Chordata; Actinopteri; Centrarchiformes; Centrarchidae
Product: ORM1-like protein 1
Exons: 4
Coding region: 275-736 (153 amino acids)
Biological process (GO): negative regulation of ceramide biosynthetic process; ceramide metabolic process; intracellular sphingolipid homeostasis
Cellular component (GO): endoplasmic reticulum membrane
Source: RefSeq, a predicted model, not a curated record
UCCAACUAAUCCUGUCUUUAAAUAGAUGUAACCUAAAUGUUAAGAUAACCACCUGUUUCGUAGAACUUGCUGGGGGCAGGACACAGCCUGAAGAAGUCAACAUAGGGAACCAAUUACCUCGGUGUGGAUGCCUUGAACGUCUAUUUCCGCUCGGGUCAGUCUACGACGCGCUGUCUGCGCUUGUGAAAUGCACACAUCAACAAGGAGAUACACCAUUUCUCUCCAUAGCAGUUGUCUCUAGAAACACCUCUACUGCUCGCGACUACCUACCAGAAUGAAUGUGGGUGUGGCACACAGUGAGGUGAACCCAAAUACUCGGGUCAUGAACAGUCGAGGGAUCUGGCUGACCUACGCGCUUGGUGUUGGAACACUUCACAUUGUGCUCUUGAGCAUUCCCUUCUUCAGCGUGCCAGUGGUGUGGACUCUAACUAAUGUCAUACACAACUUUGGAAUGUAUGUGUUUAUGCAUGCAGUGAAAGGCACACCCUUUGAGACCCCUGACCAAGGAAAAGCCAGACUUCUUACACAUUGGGAACAGCUUGACUAUGGAGUGCAGUUCACUUCAUCUAGAAAGUUCUUCACCAUCUCCCCAAUCAUUCUAUACUUCCUGGCAAGUUUCUACACAAAGUAUGACACAGCGCACUUCGUCAUAAACACUGCCUCACUUUUGAGCGUCCUGAUUCCCAAGCUGCCACAGCUACACGGAGUGAGGCUUUUCGGCAUCAACAAGUAUUAAGUUCUAGUAAACGCUGUGCCUCAUAGCAACAUGAGUGAAUCCCUAUUAGUCUGUACCGCCGAUGUGUGUACUAAGUCGUACGGUUUGUGUUAACGUCCCUGUCGUUGUUAGAUAUAUCAGGUUCCAGAUGAAAUGUAAAAAAAACAAAAACAGGAGUAGGUUUGUAGAUGACAGGAUGCCAUGUAUAUUAUUACUAACGUAUGUGAAUAUAAUUUAAUGAUGUAUUUUUGGCCUGCAUAGACCUGGGCUGGCCCAGGCAUCAGUGAGGCUUUUGGCUGAGUAUUUUUUUCUUCUUCUUUUUCUGUCUUUUGCCCUCAAUUUAAAUGGCAACACAAACUGUGAGUACGUUUCUAGCCACAAAGAUGUCCCAAAUGUAUUUUUUCAAAGAUGUUUACUUCCUAAGGGGAGGAUCCAGUGGCUCAUUGUUUAUUGGUACACUCUCAUUUUGUAAUGGGUGUCAGACUUAUGUGAAGACUGGAAUCAUACUCUUUAUUUGCAUGAUGUCCUUGGUAUGUGAAUCCUUUCUAAUUUGUAGCUCAAUCAAAACAGGGCAGGCUUUUUUUUUUUGUGUGUGUGUGAAUUUCAUGUAUGUUAAAGAAAACGUCUUUAAACAAUUAUUGUUGUCAGAUUAAGUGUUUACUGAGGGAGGUCUACAGCGUCUGUGCGAUAAACUUACAUCCAUGUAGUUGCUCUCUUUAGAUUAUGCAUUUUUGCUAUAAACAAAGCAGCUAGUCCUGCUUUGUUUGGCCAUAGCUCAUAGUACUAUUGAUAUUUCUUGUUCUUGAUCUAAUUAAAAUGUUUGCGCCCUCCAAGUGUUC